AUGGCGGAAUUUACUAUGGAUCCUGAGAGUAUCAUGGUUGGUGUUGGUGAUGGGACUGACUCUGCUGUUGCAAAUGGUGGCUUGACAAUGGAAAAUGUCGCUGUUAAAGGAAAUGGUCAUGAAAAGCAAGACUCUGCACCAUCUGAAACGGCCGCUGGGGACAAGGUGAAACCAAAGCCUCAAAAGAAACAAGUCCAUGAGACAUCUGAAGAUGAUACUCAGUCAUCUAAUAGCCCGAAAGCAGACGAUGGCAAACCUCGUAAAGUUGGUGCACUGCCAAAUUAUGGAUUCAGUUUCAAAUGUGACCAACGGGCUGAGAAGAGAAGAGAGAUACCACCAACAAGACCCAAAUCUCCAAAACUCGGCCGGAAGAAGACUGAUCCUGAAGAAACUCCCACCCCUCGCAUCGCUAGGCUCAGCCUGGAUGAGAGAGCUUCUAAAGAUAACCCAGCUGCUAAGGGAAUUGUGCCAACAGUUGAGCUCAAGAAGCAACCGGUGCGCAAGUCACUUCCAAGAUUGCCAUCUCAGAAAACAGUUCUCCCCGAUGGAAAACUCGCCCCAGCAAAAGCUGCCACAACCUCAGCAAAG
This is a messenger RNA of Thlaspi arvense, 588 nucleotides long. The record is from the annotation of a GenBank genome assembly. Lineage: Eukaryota; Viridiplantae; Streptophyta; Magnoliopsida; Brassicales; Brassicaceae.